AUGGGCGAUGUGCAUGUUGUCGGUGGCAAAAAUGCUUCUUUGGGCGAAAUGAUUUCCAAUCUGUCAAAUGCCGGCAUUUCCGUUCCCGACGGCUUUGCGACCACCGCUGACGCCUAUCGUUCUUUUGUGCAGUAUCAGGGUCUGGAUCAGAAAAUCAACGGGCUUCUCGAAGGUCUGGAUGUCGAUGUCGUCGCCGACCUGCAACGGGUGGGCAAUGAAAUUCGUCAGCUGAUGAUGCGGCAUCCGUUGCCUCCCGAGCUGGAGCAGGCAGUCCGGGAAGGCUACAAAACGCUGGGCGGCAGUGUUGCAGUAAGAUCCUCCGCGACGGCUGAAGAUCUGCCAGAAGCGUCGUUCGCGGGCCAACAGGAAACGUUUUUGAACGUCAGCGGUAUCGACCAGAUACUGCACUGCGUUCGUGAGGUAUUUGCUUCCCUGUUCAACGAUCGCGCUAUCGCCUAUCGCGUCCACCAGGGUUAUGCCCAUGCUGAUGUUGCGCUAUCAGCUGGCAUCCAGAGAAUGGUGCGUAGUGAUCUCGGUGCCAGCGGCGUGAUGUUUACGAUUGAUACCGAAUCCGGCUUCGAAGACGCGGUGUUUAUUACCGCUUCCUGGGGUCUUGGCGAGUGCGUGGUGCAGGGUUCGGUCAAUCCUGACGAAUUCUAUGUCUACAAACCGGGCAUCUUGCAAAACCGCCCUGCCAUUUUGCGGCGUAAUCGUGGCUCGAAAUUGAUUCAGAUGGUCUACGCCGAAGCCGGCGCCGACAACCCAGUUGACAUUGUCGACGUGCCGGUCGAGCAGCAAAUGCGUUUUUCCAUUGAUGACACGGACGUUGAAGCACUGGCAAGGAUGGCUAUCACAAUCGGCGAUCACUAUGGCCGACCGAUGGAUAUCGAAUGGGGCAAAGAUGGAGAGACCGGCGAGCUGAUGAUUCUGCAGGCAAGACCGGAGACCGUGCGAAGUCGUGACAAGAAAAAUACGCUUGAACGCUAUCAGUUAAACGAGAUCGGUAAGGUCUUGACCACUGGCCGAAGUGUUGGCCAACGGAUCGGCAGCGGUAAGGUGCGUCUUGUGCCGUCUGUUGAUGACCUCGACAAGGUAAAGCAAGGUGACGUGCUGGUCACUGAUAUGACCGACCCUGAUUGGGAGCCUGUAAUGAAACGCGCCUCCGCGAUUGUGACCAACCGCGGUGGUCGCACCUGCCAUGCCGCGAUUAUCGCGCGCGAGCUUGGGGUGCCGGCUAUUGUCGGUUGUGAAACCGCAACAGAUUCGCUCCAGGAAGGUGCUGCAGUGACCGUAUCUUGCGCCGAAGGCGACACCGGCAACGUCUAUGAAGGCGAGCUGGAUUUAAUGUGAUCUCCACCGAUCUCGACCAGAUGCCGGACCGCGUUUAAGAUCACCAUGAACGUCGGCAAUCCAGAGCGCGCUUUUGCUUUCUCAAGCAUACCGAACCAUGGUGUCGGUCUGGCCCGACUGGAAUUUGUUAUCAACAACACCAUUGGCGUGCAUCCGGGCCUGCUGGAGCGAGAUACCCUGCCCGCCGAACUACAGCAGACGAUCGACCACAAGACUGCCGGCUAUCCCGACCCUGCCAGCUUUUACAUCGAAAAGCUCAUUGAGGGGGUUGCGUCACUGGGUGCAGCUUUUUACCCAAAGCCGGUUAUUGUCAGGCUGUCCGAUUUUAAGUCCAAUGAAUAUGCCAACUUGAUCGGCGGUCCGGAGUUUGAGCCGGACGAGGAGAAUCCGAUGCUGGGUUUUCGCGGCGCUUCCCGCUACAUAUCGGAGUCGUUUCGCUCCUGCUUCGAAAUGGAGUGCGAGGCUCUGCGGCGCGUCAGGGACGAAAUGGGUUUGACCAAUGUCGAAGUGAUGGUGCCGUUUGUGCGAACGCUGUCCGAAGCCGAUCAGGUCAUCGACCUGCUUGGGAAAAACGGACUGAAACGUGGUGACAACGGCCUCAAGGUCAUCAUGAUGUGUGAGAUACCGUCGAAUGCGGUACUGGCUGAUCAGUUCCUUGAACGCUUUGAUGGAUUCUCGAUUGGCUCUAACGAUCUGACCCAGUUCACCCUGGGCCUUGACCGCGAUUGCAUCAUUGCCCAUUUAUUUGAUGAGCGCGAUGAAGCCGUCAAGGCGAUGCUGGCAAUGGCAAUCACCGCUUGCCGAAAGGCCGACAAGUAUGUCGGUAUCUGUGGUCAGGGGCCGUCUGAUCAUCCUGAUCUGGCUAACUGGCUGAUGGAACAAGGCAUCUCGAGCGUCUCACUGAAUCCCGAUACCGUUAUCAAAACCUGGCUGUUUCUUGCGAAGGAUAACAACGUCGCAUAG
Molecule: messenger RNA, 2313 nt
Organism: Nerophis lumbriciformis (worm pipefish)
Lineage: Eukaryota; Metazoa; Chordata; Actinopteri; Syngnathiformes; Syngnathidae
Source: RefSeq, a predicted model, not a curated record